Molecule: messenger RNA, 1656 nt
Organism: Vigna umbellata (rice bean)
Lineage: Eukaryota; Viridiplantae; Streptophyta; Magnoliopsida; Fabales; Fabaceae
Source: RefSeq, a predicted model, not a curated record
CCUGUCUCCCUCCUUUAUGCUUCUUCCCACUUCCUCAUUUCUGCAGGUAUGCAACAUUUUUGUUUGAAACUCAACAAACGAUUCUUCUUCUCUUCAAAAUUUUGUUUUUUUCUUCUUCUUUUGUGUGAAUCAAUUCUGUUAUAGAUUGUUUGUGCCUAUUUCUUUCUCUUAAAUCGGGUGUGAUACGUGUGUCCAAGUAGUGGACUGUGUUACUGCUGCUGUGCCCAAGAACAUAACCGUGCUGACUGAAUAGUGUAUCUGACAUGAGUUCAUGUGUCUGUGUCAGAGACACAUCUGAAGCAGGGAAGUGUAACAUUGUGGCUGUCUUAAUAGAAUGUACCCCUCCAAGGAUGCCUGCCAACUGAUAUGUAUGUCAUUCCAAUCUGUUAAGAAUCAUCUGCCGAUUUUCUUCAAUGACUUCAGUGUACCAGAAGACAUGUUGAUGAAAAUGACAUUUGGAGAAUAAAUUUCUUCUUCUACUAUAUUUUUUCUUCAUCUAGGAAAUCUAUUGUUGAAUCAGUGGAAAUCUGCUGGCCUAUCUGCAGAAGGUAUUUUGAAGGAUAAAGAUAUUGAAACUCCAGUCGUAUGCAAUUUAUUUGAUAUUAAUGGGGAGGUAGCAGCUGGUGUUGCUAGUGUGGAAGCUCUUUUGUUGUAAAAGACUGAAGCAAGGAAAACAUAUAUAAUACAAUCAUCAUGUUGCAGGAAAAAUAUCUGACACCUGACUGGAUCUUGCACUUUAGAAAUGCUUUGCCUUCUGCUCCAGUGUUAAUGGUGGAUGCCAAUCUGAGUCUUCCUGCUCUUGAAGCUGCUUGUAAAAUGGCGGCUGACAUGGAGUGUCCUGUGUGGUUUGAGCCAGUAUCAGUUACUAAAUCCCGAAGAAUCAGUUUUAUUGUUGAGUAUGUGACUUAUGUUUCACCGAAUGAAGAUGAACUUAUUGCGAUGGCAAAUGCUAUAUCUGGUUGUGAUAAGUUUCAACCAUUUAAAGAAAGUCAGAAGAAAAAUAUUUCAGUAAUGUCUUUGUUUCAAUUGCUGAAACCAGCAAUAUGGGUUUUGCUAGAAAAUGGCAUUGAAGUGGUCCUAGUGACCGUUGGCUCUAAUGGAGUGUUUUUAUGCCAUAAAGGAGGGCCUCGCCACUUUAAAAAGCCUACAGAGAAAAUAAAUCGGAGUGGUUUUGGUGGACAAUUAUUCAACGCUUUCAUGCAAAAAUGUCCUCCUAGUGGCUAUUCUGGCUUUUCAGAACUUAAUAAAAGCUCCCAUUUUUUUGCUGUGCAUUUUCCAUCUCUUGCUGCGUCAGUUGUGAGGCUUACUGGUGCUGGUGAUUGCUUAGUGGGUGGAAUACUCACAUCAAUUUGUGCAGGAUUAGAUAUUAUGCAAAGUGUGUCAGUUGGCAUUGCAGUGGCUAAAGCUGCUGUUGAGGCUGAGGCUAAUGUCCCUAAUGCUUUCAAUUUAUCAGCUAUCGCAGAUGACGCUAAAUCUGUAUACUCCGGUGCCAAAGUUCUUUUCCACCAAUCGAUGUUGUAAAUUUUGAAUUAGGAUUAUGGUAGAUAAACAGCUUGAGUUGUGAUAUAGCAACCUCCUUUGCUCCGAAAAAAGUGGUAACACCAUCCAAAGGCUUAUCGCAUUGAAAUAUAAAUUAACAACUAUUUUUUGUAUUUU